Lytechinus pictus (painted urchin) is the source of this 3739-nucleotide messenger RNA. RefSeq names its product rab GTPase-activating protein 1-like. The record is from RefSeq and is a predicted model, not a curated record. The transcript has 11 exons. NCBI's taxonomy places the organism in Eukaryota, Metazoa, Echinodermata, Echinoidea, Temnopleuroida, Toxopneustidae. Bases 93 to 1445 code for a protein of 450 amino acids.
CACCAGCAGAGCAAGUGAUUCUGAGGGAUAUCAGUAGAACCUUCACUGCUCAUGAGAAGUUCUACAAUGAGAACGAAGGUGGCCAAGAUGCCAUGUACAAGAUUAGUAAGGCUUACUCAGUGUAUGACAAUGAUGUUGGUUACACACAAGGUCUAUCCUUCCUGGCUGCUGUACUGUGGCUACAUAUGCCAGAAGAGCAAGCCUUUGCUGUGUUGGUGAAGAUCAUGUAUGAUAAAGGUUUAAGAGAUCUGUUCCUCAACAAUUUUCAAGAACUUCAUGUCAAAUUCUUCCAGCUCGAUAGACUACUGGAGGACAAUGUUCCAGACCUGUAUAGCCACUUUGUUCACAUCGGUAUUGAGACCCACAUGUUUGCAUCUCAGUGGUUCCUCACUCUCUUCACUGCCAAGUUUCCUCUCCAUACCGUGUUUCACAUCAUGGAUGUUUUCCUCUCAGAGGGAAUGAUAGUCAUAUACCAUGUAUCGCUUGCCCUCCUGAAGUUAUCUAAGAAGGAACUUCUAGGCCAGGAUUUUGAAGGUGUGUUGAAGUUCUUCAGAGUGACUCUUCCUAAGAAGUACCGCACGGAUGAGAGUGCUGUGGAACUCAUGCAAGUAGCCAUGUCUACAAAGGUCAGUCAAAGGAAAUUAAAGAAGUAUGAGAAGGAAUUCUAUGCCAUGAAGGAGGACGAGGAGAGAGAAGACCCAGUUGAUAGAUUAGAGAGAGAGAACAAGCAAAUGAUGGAAGCCAAUCUUCAUUUAGAAAGAGAGAAUGAUGAACUUGCCCAUGAACUCAUCACACAUAAACUCAUGAUGGAAAAACAAUUAGAUAAGGAGCGUGACCGUGCAGAUGAACUAGAGAAAGAACUCAAAGCUCUUAGGUUAGCGCUUCAUGACUCAGAAGAAGAGAAGCGUCAUCUUGGCUCCGAGACCGCCCAGGUGAAGGAGAUGUACAGAAGAGAAACCGAGAAGGCUGAAUCCGAGUCUAAGAGAAACUCAACCAUCAUUGGAGAAUACAAACAAAUUUGUUCACAACUCAGCGAGAGAUUAGAGAAACAACAGACCGGGGCUAAACAAUCUAUGCUGGAUCUUAGGGAAAAGUUACAGAGCUGCGACAAAUGCAACAAACUAAUCAGCGAAGACGGAAAAUACGAGAGGUCACCAACGGAGCCCAGACCGCCCUCUCUGGUCAAUGACGAACCCGAGUUAGCAGCGGCCCUGAACCAGGUCCGAGAGUUUGAGUUGGAGCUAGCCCAGACCAAGCUCCAGCUGGUGGAGUCUCAGUGUCGGGCUCAGGACCUGGAGCAUCAGUUGAAUAAUGCUAUAACUGAGCUCCAGGUUGUGAGGAAUGCUUCGGCUGGAGGCAAUGCUAACUCCUGGAUUACUAAGACAUUCUCAUCGUUCUCAUCGCUCAAGGAAGCUACAGGGACCGUCAAGAAAUUAGAACAGUAGUAUCACUCCAUUCUUCUUUUCCUAAUUAUUCCUGUUCAUGUAGUUAUAAAUCCUGAGUAAUCAGAUCAGUACAUAUUAAUUUAUAGAUAAAUCUGUACAUAGUUAAACAAUAGAUGCAUAUAUUAUAUAAGUAUCAAAGGAGUUAAAACAUAGAAAUUGAAAAUGUUUAUUCCAGGAAUUGUUUAUCUUUUAUUUCAAAUUUGUUUUCUUAUUCAUUAUGUUUGAAUUAAUUUAGUUAUGGUAUACAAUUAUAUAGUGCCAUUAAUCUAGAUGUAUUCCAGAAUGCACACACAAUUAGGUUUAAUGUUGUUUAUUUCAAUAUCAUUGAGUUUAUUACAUUUUAUACAUGAUUUCUGUAAUUGAUAUUGAUGGUGAUUAUGGUCCACAGCAUUUAUAUUGUACCAUAUUUCUGUGAAGAACAUUCACAGGUGCAGUAAUUCAUUGUCAAUAAGUUGCUGUCCCAUAUAUUGUCGAGAACAUUUUUUUUAGCGACAGUCAAACUAUUAUUUCAUCUCACAGUAAUUUUAAGAGCUAUGAAUUGCAAUAAACUCCUUUUCUUUUGUUAAUUUUGAAUGUGUAUUCAAACAUGUGAAUGGAUGACAAUAUGAUAAUGUACACCUUUUGUCUUGCCUGAUCUAAUAAUCUUGUAACUUAAAGAAAUUGUCAUUUGUUAUAUGGAAUGAUUAGAAUUAAUUCUUCAUGGCAGAUAAGGGGUUGUUUCACAAAAAGUUAAAAAUUACACUCAAAGUGCAAACGUGCAUAUAAUAUUCAAUACACAUUCUCAUUGAUUGAUAUGUGGUAGAGCAUGUGUCAUGAGUGUCAUAUAACCAAUACAGUGAUGUGAUAUACCACAUGCAUCUGAGAAGUUAGGUGUAUUUUUUUUUUGUCACACCUAGUUUCUUUGAGAAUACCCUCAUAUUUUCAUUAUUGUUUUCAAGAUGUCGGUUGCACAGGUUAUUAUUUUGAGUGUUAUCUAUUUAAAUUUUCGUCAAAAUUAUUAAUAUUAUUUUUCAUUUUCAUGUAUUUAAUAUGGUUUAUAUAACCAUACAACAAUGAAAGAUAAGUAUUAAUCACCAUCAUUUCUAUUUAUACUCCUAUGAUGAUCAAGACCAAGUUUGGCACACAAUAGUCAAGUUUCAUAUUAUGUUUAACACAUAAAUUGCACAAAGUUUUUUAUUUAAAUUUUCAUAUAAGUGUAGCUAUUGUUAUGAAAGAAAAUUGAGCUAUUUUCAUAUUUUUUAGUAUGCAUAGAUGAUUUGUAUAUGAUUAGAUUAUCACAUUAAAAUGUAAAGAAAGAUUGUGUACUUUUCCCCGUACCUCAUAUCUUAUUGAGCCAAAGCAUUAAGUCAAAAUUAUUAUAACUAAUAAAAACAUUCAGCAUUUCAAUGUGAUUGUGAAAUAAAGUUAUUUAUUGUAGAAUGCUGUGAAAAUAUUAAAAGAAAUAAUCAUUUCCCAGAUGAAAUCCAUGUAAAUAAUCGUUCGAAAAUAAUUAAGGAAUGUAAUAUGAGUAUAAUGUUACUAGAGUGAUGAUGUGAUGAUAUAUUAAUCUUUAAAAGUAGAUGUAUAUGAUAUUUGAUGAUUUUUUGUGAUAUUCCUUUUCAUAGGAUUGUAAUUACCAAUAUAUAUAUCUCUUCCUUUCUACCUAAAGUACUCCGCAUAUCAGUAUGUACAUGAAACCUAUAACGAUUCUGCCAACGAAAGAUAUAGUCGUAUUUCCAUAUUUUGAUGCAAAAUUGCAUAUACAUACUCUUUUUUUUCUAAUUGAAAGAUGACAAAAUGUAUGAGAACAUGUUUCAUAAUAUUUGUUGAUGCAUUGCAACUUAGAAGAAGCCAACUUCUCAUUUUUGUCUGAAAAUUUGGUCAUGCAUCCACCACAUUUUGAAUAAGAUAGUCUUAGUGUACCAUACCUUGUAUUUUGCAAUGCCAAGAAAUAUUUAAUGCUCCUCUAUUUAUUCCAUAUUCACAUGUAUUAUAUAUGUAGCUUUGUAUAUACCAUUGCUUACUGUUUUAAAUAAACCCAUAUAGCCUGAAUGUGUGCUAGUCCUGUGAAGGUACACAGUUGUAAUGAUGGAAGUAAAAUAACUUUAUAAUACUUAUCUUCAAAUCAGAGAAAUUACAGCAUUAUAAAGUCAUUUGUCCAGUUUCAGAAAUGUUUAUCAAUGAGAAGUAAUGAAAAAAGCUGACAAAAUGCAGACUUCCAUUUAGUUGAGCUAUAGAUAUAGUUUGUGAAACAAGGCCCUCUCGUGUGCACUCAUGAAUAUUCAUGUGUAUUUUACACAAUGUAUGUUUUACAU